Molecule: messenger RNA, 1203 nt
Organism: Sorghum bicolor (sorghum)
Lineage: Eukaryota; Viridiplantae; Streptophyta; Magnoliopsida; Poales; Poaceae
Exons: 3
Coding region: 58-843 (261 amino acids)
Cellular component (GO): plasma membrane
Source: RefSeq, a predicted model, not a curated record
UUACCAUUCCCUUUCCCAACAGAUCCCCCGCUUCCCCCCGCAACCGCGUCGUCUGCGAUGGCAUCCUCCACGGCGGCGACGACCGGCGACGGCGAGAAGCCUUACGCGCACCUAGGCCAGCCCCUUCUCACGCCGCCGCAGGUCCCUCAGCAGCCUUACUACGCGUACCCGGCCGCCUCCUACGCGCAUCCCUCUCCCGCCCCACCACCCCCACCGCCGCCCCCGACGCUCGUCUUCGUCCCGGUCCCGGCGGCGCCCUGCGCCCCGGUGCUCGUCCGCCUCCGCCGCCUGCGCCCGCGCGGGCGCGCGCCCUGCCUCCGCCGCUUCUGCACGCGGACGCUCCCGCUCCUCCUCGUCCUCGCGCUCCUCGCGGGCGCCGCCUUCCUCCUCUACCCGUCCGCGCCCGCCGCUCGCGUCGCGGACGUCCGGGUCGAUAGCUUCCGCGUGCAGCCGCCGCUCCUCGACCUCGGCCUCGCGCUGCGGCUCCGCGUCCGGAACCCUGGGUUCCUCCUCCCGCUCCGCUACCGCGCCGUCUCCGCCGCCGUCUCCUACCGCGGACACCUGCUCGGGUCCGCCAAGGCCUGGCCCGGGUCCGGCGAGCUUGCCGCCAGGGAUGAGGUCUAUGCGGAUGCCCAGGUGUGGGUGGACGCCGGGAGGGUGCUGGAUGACGUGAUCGAGCUCAUCGGGGACGUGGCCGCGGGGUCGGUGCCGUUGGAGAUCGUCUCUGAGGUGGUCGGCUCGAUCAAGGUGUUCCGUUUCCACAUCCCUGUGAAGGGGCUCAUGUCAUGCUCAGUAAAUAUCAGCCCAGAGACUCAGAGAAUCAUAAGCCAGGAUUGCUAUUAAGUGUGAAUGCUUUGAGGUCCCCAUCCCUGAAGAUAUUAUAAAACUGUAGAGCCUGCUCGAUGGACCUGAAGUAUCUAUCUGUAUAUAAUCUGGAUGUUAUAUUGUGUUAUGUGUAGGAUGGAAUAAUAAGUAACGAAUAACAUGUUGGACCAUGAGGUAUAUGUUGUUUUGCAGUACAUUUCAGAAGUGCCUAUGCCUAUUUGUAACUGUUUGAUGCCACCUUCACCCAUAUGUACCAUAGCAUAGAAAUUAAUCAUGGUGUAUGAUUUUACUAGAUCAUGUAUGAUGUAUGGUGGCAGGUAACUUAUGAUUUGUGGUAUUUGAAUUGAAGCAUGAUAACUGAAAGAUUGGUGCAGUCAA